UUUUGAACGUGGACGGUACUUUUUAGAAUGACAGACUAUUUCAAUUUGCUUCCCUCUGAAAUAUCAGGACUUGUCCUCGGAUUUUUGCGAGAUAGCAAUUGCGUUAUCGCUGCUGGUGCUUUCCUUCGAGAAAACGUCCACUUAUCUGAAUUUCGUUAUCACUAUGCAUCAGUGAAUGAGAUACCUUUGUAUUUCAGAGAAUUAACUUUGCUGGAUAUUAUUCAUGACUAUAUUCAUAUUGUGAAUGAAGUUAUCCCUCAUUUAAAAAAGGCCAAUCUUCCAUGGCAACUGGGGAAUCUAAAUGCUUCCAUAGCACAAUUUUUGCAGUCAUUUCCUGAAACUUGUUCAUCAAAUUUACGACCGAAAUCAUUUCGUCCUAUUCAUCCUGUUUGGAUGCCCUUAGGAAAAUCCUAUGUACCGCCUAAAAUAAUACCUGCUGGUAAAUCCACUACAGUUCGACCUCCGCUUGCUACCGUGAAACCAAAUGUAACAAUAGCUUCAUUACCUAAUAUAAUAAGUUCGAAUUCAACCAGUGGGAUAGGUGCUGGUACUGUAUGUUCACUAGACAAUAAUUCAACUGGUUCAAGAGCCAGUCGACCAGUGUUACGAAUAUACAGACAACCAUUAGCAGCUAACAAAACAAAUGUAUUCAAUUUUGAUAUGUGUAGCAGUAGCUUCCCAAAUCCCUCAUCUCAUCAAGCAUCACAGUCUAACAUAGUUGCGUCAAAAUCUAAUGCUAAUCCUAUGCAAUCUAUGGUUCGCUUACAAAACAAAACAAAACGUGUAUCAGAGACAUUACCUACUACUACUACUGUUACUAGUAACGGUAAUAGUGAUGUUCUAUCCCUGUCAACAUCUUGUAAUUCUGUAAUAUUUCAUCAAUCGCCUAUAUCUAUAACAACAUCAUCAGAAGGAACGAUGAAUGAUGCCACUGUUCAAUCUAUAGGUGUGAUCAACCAAAACGAAAAUAUUACUUCACAACAAAUAUGUCUUAAUGCUCAGUCAAAUGAUAUAAGCGAUCAUCAACAGAUUUCUGAUAAUAGUUCCAUAUUUUCGGUGUUUUCAUUGCUACCUCCGCCGGCAUCAUCAGAGACGUUAGUUACAGAUAUGGUGAUUUAUCCUGUAAUAACAUGUGAAGAUAAUCUGAAUGAUGCAAAAAGUACUGAUCUUGUUUCAACUAGGCGAAAACGAAACCAACCACCACGUCAGUUAUCACCUGGAUCUGGCGUCGGAAGUACAAUAUUUAGUUUAACUAACAGUUAUGAAGAAGAAUUAGAUAUGGAGCGUUUCUUAUCUGCAUUGUUUAAUAAUGCUGAACAAGUAGCUACACGCAUUAAUGCUGAAGUUGGCAUUUUAACACGUAAUCCAUUAUCAUAUAAUGAUAAUGAUAAUCGUUGUAAUUGGCCUGAAACUGCUAAUACUUAUGAGAUUGUUUCUAUUCAUCCAUCUAAUAAUAAUGACAAUAGUAAAAUAGUGAAUUGUUCAUUGGAUAAUAGUCAAUCUCAACCACUCACAACAAAUAUUUCUUCAUCAUCAUCAUUAUCAUCUACCGGUGUAAAAUUAUCCACAUCAUUUGUUUGUCAAGAUUUUAAUUCAGAUACUUCAGAUAAUAUGCAAUUAUGGAGUGAUUGGUUUGGUAUAAAGGGUGAUUUAGACACAUGUAUUGAUCAUUUGUUAUCAGAUCUUGAAUCUAUCGACGUUUUCACGUCCACAGUCGAUACCACAACUGUCUCUAAUACUACUUCAACUGUGAGUUCUACGAUUCCCAACCAAAAUGUUAAUAAUACAACAAUAAUUGAAGCACUAAUCGAUAUUGAUCAAUGUUCGCAUCAAUCGUCUGUUAUAACAACAUCAUCAAAUGAUAUUAUUACCUCAGGUCCUAGCAAUGUAUCUCACGAAUUGAUAUCGUCUCCUUCCUCAUCAUUAUCAGACUGUGUUAUUAAUGUCACCGUCAAUGAUAAAACACUAGCAAUGUCUAUUACUUCAGCGACAAUAACGAGUACUUCUGACUUAUUUCAUCCUAAUUCACCAAUAUUAUCUACACUAUUAUGUGACAAUACUGGGAACAAUAGUAACAAUGAUAAUGUUAAUAAUAAUAAUGAUAAUAAUGAGUCAUUUAUUAUUUCUAGCAUACCUGAUACUAACUUGAUGAUGAAGACUUCUAUAAUUUCUACUCCUGUUACAAUUACUACUUCUACGGUUACUAAUCAACAUCUUGUUCAUAAUGUCUGUAAGCGAUUGAUUACAUCAUUACCGUCAUCAUCUUCAUCACCAUUUUGUUUCAGUCAGUUGGUUAAUAAUAAUUCACAAAAUUUUCCAAGUAAACGUCAAUGUCUACGUCAUUCUGAUAAUGUAAAUAAUAUUAAUAAUAGUACUAUGAAUAUUAAUACUAAUAAUAAUUUACCACCAAUUUUAAUUACACCGGAUUCAAAGAAAAAUCAUGUCAAUGAACAUAAUGAUAAAUUAUUGUAUGAAAAUUUGCCAAGCUGUAAAUUGUUUAAAGGAAAUACUAAUAAAGAUUCAUUUCAACAUCAUUCAAAUGAUCAUCAUCUUCAGUCCACUUAUCUAUUAUCAUCACCUUCUUGUUAUUAUUCUAUUCCACAGAAUUCAAAUGCUCAAACUGUAAUUAGUAGUGCUACGAAUACAUGUAUGACAGCUUAUCUAUUAAAUAAUCCUUUAUCAAUUAUUGAUUUACGUCAAAUUGCACAGAAUAAUAAUAAUACUGGUAUAACUAUCACUAAUGAGAAUAAUUACAAUAAUCCAAUUACUUUUUAUACAACAAAUAACAAUCAUAAAUUAUUAUCAUCAACAAUUGAGAAUCAUGUUAAUUAUGUAGAUUUAAAUAAUAAUUCCUUGAUAAAUUUGAUACCUGUCAGUUAUAAUUCAAAUUUAACACCAUUUAUUAUGAAUAAUACAUUAAUUAAUACAACAUUAUCCACAAUAACAAUGACUACCGACAGCAAUAUGACUUCGAAAGCUUUUGUUAACCUUCCUUGUAAUACUGUUAGUACAUGUACUACUACUACUACUACUAGUAAUAAUAAUAAUAAUAAUAAUAAUAAUAAUAAUAACAACACAGGAUCGACUACUGAUGUUGUCACUGCUGCAGUUAUCACUACUGGUAUAAGUGGUGAUUAUAUACAAACUAUCAAAGUUGGUGAUAAUAAUAGUAAUAGGUGUUAUUCAAAGAGUUCAUUGUUAAUUGAUGCAAAAGAAAAUCAUCCACCAACACCGGCACUUAUUGUUCAACGUGGUGUACGAAAGAAGAUUUUAAAUUUGCAAUCAUUGGACAUUGAAAAAAUAAUAUCUCAGUCUCACUAAUUAAAACGCAUCACAACCUCUCGAAGGAAUCAAUCUCUCCUAGGCACAGAUGCCUUCAUAAACAACCUUGGGUUUCUUAUUGAAUGUAGCUGGUAAAAUCCAAUCAUAUCAAUUAAUCCUACUAAUUCAAUAAUAAUGAUAAUGAAUUGCUUUCGUAUGGUUUAUUCAAAGAACAACGCACUCACAUAUAGAUAUUGUCAUCAUAAUAUUAUGUAACAGUAUCAGUAGUAUUUGUGUAAACAUACAAUCUGAUUUGCAUUCCAAAACAUGCAUUUAUUUUUUUUAUAUUUAUCAAUUUGUUAUUUCCAAAGUUUUUUUUUCAUAUGUAAUUUAUUAUUCUUAUUCGUCUUCUUACUGUUAUUAUUAUUAUUAUUA
This is a messenger RNA of Schistosoma intercalatum, 3696 nucleotides long. Lineage: Eukaryota; Metazoa; Platyhelminthes; Trematoda; Strigeidida; Schistosomatidae. The record is from the annotation of a GenBank genome assembly.